AUGGCGCAAACGAACGGAGCCAUCGACUCGGCCAACCCGCAUCGCGAACGCGCCGUCGACAGCGCCAAAGUGUGGACAACACUCAUCACCAACACCGCCUACCUCUCCGGCCUGCUCACCCUCGACUACUCCCUCAAACUCGUCGGCUCCAAAUACCCCCUCGUCGCCCUGUACACCGACAGCUUUCCCGCCGAGGGCCUGGCGGCGCUGAAGAGCCGCAACAUCCCGCACAAACACAUUCCCUACCUGCUGCCGAAAGCGCACAAAGACUUCACCAAUGAUCCGCGCUUCUACGACUGCUGGUCGAAGCUUACGCCGUUUAGUUUGGUAGAAUAUGAGCGCGUCGUGCAGCUCGACAGCGACAUGCUCGUGCUGCAGAACAUGGACGAGCUGAUGGACAUACCGCUCGACGCCGCUUCCGCAGCGGGCAAAGGCGAGCGCGUCUUCGCCGCCAGCCACGCAUGUCUCUGCAACCCGCUCAGCAAACCGCACUAUCCCCGCGACUGGAUCCCGCAAAACUGCGCCUUCACCCACCAACACGACACCCCCGAGCGCGCGCAGACAGAGGGCAUGCCGGCGGACUUCGGCAUCACGAUGCCCAACGGCGGGCUGCAGGUCGUCAUCCCCUGCGCAGCGACGUACGAGCUUAUCCUCGCUGCGUUGGAAGAGGAGAAGACGUCCGCGUACGACUUUUCCGACCAGAGUCUGCUGGGAGAUGUCUUUCACGGGCGCUGGGUGGCGCUGCCGUAUGUCUACAAUGCGCUGAAGACGCUGCGGUGGGAGGGGGUGCAUGCGGAGAUUUGGCGGGAUGCGAGGGUGAAGAACGUGCAUUAUAUUUUGUCGCCGAAGCCGUGGGAUGAGACGGAGGAGGAUAUGAAGAAGCCUGGGCGUGAUGGGAGUAAUGAGUGGUGGUGGACUGCACAGCGAAAGCGGACGAAGGACGAGACGGCGAGGGGGAUUGAUGAUGGGUUUUGA
Neohortaea acidophila is the source of this 975-nucleotide messenger RNA. Its product is annotated as nucleotide-diphospho-sugar transferase. The transcript has a single exon. The record is from RefSeq and is a predicted model, not a curated record. The coding region runs from base 1 to 975 and encodes 324 amino acids. Gene Ontology annotation, molecular function: glycosyltransferase activity. NCBI's taxonomy places the organism in Eukaryota, Fungi, Ascomycota, Dothideomycetes, Mycosphaerellales, Teratosphaeriaceae.